This is a messenger RNA of Acaromyces ingoldii, 1428 nucleotides long. Its product is annotated as acid protease. The transcript is spliced from 2 exons. Gene Ontology annotation, molecular function: aspartic-type endopeptidase activity. Bases 107 to 1294 code for a protein of 395 amino acids. Lineage: Eukaryota; Fungi; Basidiomycota; Exobasidiomycetes; Exobasidiales; Cryptobasidiaceae. The record is from RefSeq and is a predicted model, not a curated record. Gene Ontology annotation, biological process: proteolysis.
CCUACGCUCCUUUCUGUGGCCCUUCCUUCCUUUUCCCUUUUUACCCGGCCCCCUCCUCCCUCCCACCCUCCUUUUCCCCUCUGCUCGCUCGUCGAAGCCAUUCGACAUGCAACUGCUUCCUCUUUUCUCGGCCCUCUUGGCCGCGCUGUCAGUGUCGACGUACGUCACCGCUGCGCCUGGCACGUCGCUUGAGGAGCCAAAGAUUGCCCUGUCCAAGCGGGACAAUCUACUCAAGCGCGACAGCGAUGAGGUGGACCUCGACAAGGUAUCGACGCACCUCAAUCGUGUCGCUGCCAAGUACCAAAACAGCCUGAGCAGCCUGUUGGCCAACACGGGCCUCGACCUGACGAAGGACAUUGCCCUGCUUCAAGGUGUCUCGAAGCUCGCCAUUCCAAUCCAGAAGCGUGCUGGCAAGACGGGCUCGGUGAGCCUGGCUACUGACUCGACACUGUGGCACGGUGCUAUCAGCUACGGUGGCCAACGGUUCCAGAUCGACUUUGACACGGGAAGCGCAGACACCAUUGUCAACCCUGACGCAUACCACCCUGGCUCGUCUGCCAAGGCCAGCGGCCAGUUCACGACGCAGUACGGUGACGGCACCACUUCAGAGGGCCAGGUCUACACCGACACGGUCCAGGUCGGCGGCCUGAGCGCGCCUGGUGCAGGCAUCGGACGAAGCAACACGGCGUUCACCGAGCCAAACGAGCCCGACUCUGGCGUGGCCGGCAUGGCCUUCCAGUCAAUUUCCUCGACAAAGACGGCGCCCUUCUUUGACGCACUCAUCAAGGCAAAGGCUCUGGCCAAGAACGUCUUUACGUUUACGCUCUCGCAGGGAACCUCCUCUCUUUAUCUUGGCGGCACCGGGCCGGCCAACAACCCGACCUAUGUCAACACCGACACAUCGCAGGGCUUCUGGCUCACGCCCGAUUCGACGAUUGCCGGACAGAAGAUUGGCCUGAUCCACGACACAGGUACGACGCUGACGAUUGUGCCCGUGCGCGUGGCACAGGGCCUGUUUGCGUCUCUCAACGUCCAAACAUACCAGAGCGGCCAGGAGCUCCACGCCACCUACGACUGCAACUCCCCGCCCAAGGUCACCGUCAAGAUCAAUGGCUUCUCAAAGGACUACUCCAGCCAGUCGUUGACAUUUGGUAAGCGACAGGGCCAGUGCGUCAUGUCAAUUGUCGGCAUGGACAUCAACGCUCCCGGCGGCAUUGCUGGCGAUAGCUUCCUCCAGAAUGUCCACGCCGUCUUUGACCGCGACCAGAACCGCAUUGGCUUCAGCUCGCAGUAAUCAAGCCCCGCUCCUAUCUCUUUAUAUUCAUCCAUUGCCUCUACAUUAUUCUCUCUUCCCAGCACAAGCCCAGCACAAUGCCCUGUCGCAUUCACUUUCGCCAGGAGUAGUAUCCUCUCUCCCUCGCUUGCUCC